AUGUCGCCCGCUACUAUAAAAACCAUCGACCUACUCACUGACGAAGAUUCGUCGCCUGAUACUGUACCCACCGAUCCUACCCAGCAGCAGUCUACUAAGGAAGAUCCACAAGCUCUGGAUGAUACUUCAGAUGACAGUCAGAAGUACCAAUAUGAUAUCAGAGGAUCAUACAGUUUUAGACAGACUGACUUCCUUCCUACACCUGUUGCAGGGUCUGAUGAUUGGGAAUUACAAAAAGCAAGAUUUACACCCGAUUUUUCCGUGGAUUUAUCCUUGGCUGAUGAUAGCGAUCAAAGAGCUCAACAGGAUACUAACACCGCUUACGAGAAAGCGUUAAGAAUUAAAUCGGAGUUAAAGUCCGGGUUGGACAAUUGGAAGGAAGGUGUAUUGCGUCGUCAGCCAUACCCGCAUUUCAUGGAUGAUCCGACACACACUCGAUUAGAAUCUAAAGGUGGCAUACCUUAUCUGGACCAGCCUUUGAAAACGAUCGACGUCAGUGCAGAUAUUGAUACCAUAACGAAAGCAAAGGAAGAAACGCAGAGGAGAUUCCACGGGCUGAUGACACACGAAAUGGAGUCGGUUGCGAGAAACAUUAAGAGUUAUUAUCCAGGCACUAUCGUGAAUACAAGCUUUCAACCUUUGGAAACUUAUCUCAGUCACGCUUCGACGACUCCCGAGAACAGACUCGUGCCGUUCGAUGAAAAAGUUUGGUAUGAUGCGCUUAAAUCCCGUUAUGAAGAGCUUAGGAAGCCUACUUUGCACCUCAUUUCAGGAGUGAGAGGUGGCUUCAUGCCUUCAAAGUCCGAAGAUGGCUCUUGGAGGAGAAUCCAGAACAAAUUUGAGCCAGUGCUCGACACCGUUGUCAGAUUACCCGAUAAAAGUUUGAUCCCUUAUUCCUCCAAUUACAAAUCUGCAGAAUCACCUGCGAGCAAGUUAGCAGAGAGAGUUAGAUCGCUGAAAGACUCAUAUCGGCCCGUGUCUUUGGCUACUCAGAUCCAACUUCGACCUGAUUCCUCGAGUGACGUUUUCCAAGAUGCCACACAUGAAUCCGAGAUAAGCGGUCUACCCGAUGUCAUGAGGACUCAGGCAGAAUUACAGAGUGAGGCGGACUCAGCAGGUGUCCUUCUGCGUACUUCAACAGCCAGAAAUUUCUUGCACAAUUAUCCCAACCUCUACGCUCCAAGCAGUAUGAUGGAUUGGAUUGAUUUCAUAGUAGAGUUGGAUGAAGCACUCUUCAAUGCAAGCACAAGAGUCCCAAAAACCCCCUAUACUCAGACAGAAGAAACUGAGAAUAAGGGGAUCGCGUGA
Kwoniella shivajii is the source of this 1308-nucleotide messenger RNA. RefSeq lists its product as uncharacterized. The record is from RefSeq and is a predicted model, not a curated record. Lineage: Eukaryota; Fungi; Basidiomycota; Tremellomycetes; Tremellales; Cryptococcaceae. The transcript has a single exon. The coding region runs from base 1 to 1308 and encodes 435 amino acids.